AUGAGCAAAUACCCCCCAUUCUUCGACUCAGCUCUUCUUGGUCUCGAUCCCUUAUUCUCAACUGCAUUGAAGCUCUUUGCAAAGGCCAUUCUCGACUUGAAACCGCUACCCGAUCAGCCAGAUCUCUAUGUCUUAAACCAAUGCCACGUUAUACGAUAUGCUGAGGUGUGUGGAGUGAUUGUAUCGGUGGAACAAACCUAUAACACGAUCAUAUACACAUUGGAUGAUGCGACUGGCACCUUACAAUGUUGUCAAUGGAAGAAUCAAGGCAAAAUUAUCAAACCGCUUGCACUUGGAACAACCGUGUGUGUACGUGGACGUAUUAAUGACUUUCGAGAUGCGAGGCAGAUCAACAUACAAAGACUUGAUGUUAUCGAUCAGAACCGACAAUUGAUGCAUGAUAUAUGGGCGGCCCGUUUGCUUGAAACCACCUAUGCUGAACCACCCAUGAUACCCCAGGACAUCAUCGACGAUACAAAAGAGAUCAAAAAGGAGCUGCAACAGCACAUGGAUGAGAAUUGGACGGACUUUCUUGCGUCCUCUCAGCAACAAGCCGCGAUUGUCAAGGAUGAAAAGUACUUUAAGCAGGAGAUGCUCGAAUUCUUACGCUCAACAUCGGGUGAAGGGCCUUUUUCAAAAACAAAGCCACGAGGACAUAAACCACUUCAUACACUGGCUCGGCAAGUCAUCACACAGCAUCAAAAAGAAACCGCUACCAGUCAAAAUAUUGGCACUUUGUUCAAGAAUACGAUCGGAGCUCUUUUAAAGGAAGGAUGGGUCGUCGAGUCAACCAGCGGCGGUACAGACAUGUUCUUGCUUGUAGACGAUGUAAAGCUCGAGACUUGUAUUAUCAACAUCAUCAAAGACGCCAUCCAAGCCCUUCCACCACGGUAUCAAAAUGGCGGGAUCAUGUUGGAUUAUAUUAUCAUCAAGGUCCAAAAACAAGACCCCUAUACCAAGUUGCCACGUGAUCGAAUUGUUCGUUGUAUAGAUAGUAUGGUUACGAGGAGUAUUUUAUAUAACACGCGUGCAAGAGAAUAUAAACCCUGUUGA
Molecule: messenger RNA, 1053 nt
Organism: Lichtheimia ornata
Lineage: Eukaryota; Fungi; Mucoromycota; Mucoromycetes; Mucorales; Lichtheimiaceae
Exons: 7
Coding region: 1-1053 (350 amino acids)
Biological process (GO): nucleotide-excision repair; double-strand break repair via homologous recombination; DNA replication
Cellular component (GO): chromosome, telomeric region; site of double-strand break; DNA replication factor A complex
Molecular function (GO): nucleic acid binding
Source: RefSeq, a predicted model, not a curated record